Solea senegalensis (Senegalese sole) is the source of this 1417-nucleotide messenger RNA. It is a transcript of the gene prlhr2a, whose product is annotated as prolactin releasing hormone receptor 2a. The transcript is spliced from 2 exons. Lineage: Eukaryota; Metazoa; Chordata; Actinopteri; Pleuronectiformes; Soleidae. Bases 29 to 1129 code for a protein of 366 amino acids. Gene Ontology annotation, cellular component: neuron projection; plasma membrane. Gene Ontology annotation, biological process: G protein-coupled receptor signaling pathway. The record is from RefSeq and is a predicted model, not a curated record. Gene Ontology annotation, molecular function: neuropeptide binding; neuropeptide Y receptor activity.
CGUCACAGGUCGACAGCAUCAGCCUGGGAUGGAGGGCGCGGGCAGCGGCUGGGCGGCCGAACUCACCUCCCCCUGCGCGACGCUGCAGGACGCGAGCGGGAACGACACGGCGCGGGUGUUCGAGGUGCCGCUGCGGAACGGCUCCUCCGGGCGCAGCCCUCAGUUUGUGGGCGUGGAGCUGCUGCAGUCCUUCAAGCUGCUCAUCAUCCCGUGCUACACGCUGGUGGCCCUGGUGGGCGUGUUCGGGAACUACCUGCUCCUCUACGUCAUCUGCCGCACGCGCAAGAUGCACAACGUCACCAACUUCUUCAUCGGGAACCUGGCCUUCUCAGACAUGCUGAUGUGUGCCACGUGUGUCCCCUUCACGCUGGCCUACGCCUUCAACCCACACGGCUGGGUGUUUGGGCGUUUCAUGUGCUACCUGGUUUACCUCAUCCAGCCCGUGACGGUGUACGUGUCUGUCUUCACUCUCACCGCCAUCGGUGUUGACAGAUACUACGCCACGGUGCACCCGCUGAAAAAGCGCCUCUCGGUCUUGGCGUGCGCGUACCUCCUGUCCGGGGUCUGGCUGCUGUCCUGCAGCCUCGUGGCUCCGGCGGUGGCUCACACCUACCACGUGGAGUUCAAGAACGAGGGCUUCACCAUCUGCGAGGAGUUCUGGAUGGGCCAGGAGCGGGAGAGGCUGGCGUACGCGUACAGCACGCUGCUCAUCACCUACGUGCUGCCGCUGUCCGCGCUCUCCAUCUCGUACCUGUGCAUCUCCGUCAAACUGCGCAACUGCGUCGUGCCGGGCCACCACACGCGGAGCCAGGCCGAGGCGCAGCGCGUGCGCAAGCGCAAGACCUUCCGCCUCGUGAGCCUGGUGGUGGCGGCGUUUGGCGUGUGCUGGCUGCCCAUCAGCGUCUUCAACGUCCUGCGGGACAUCGACAUCGACCUGAUCGACAAGCGCUACUUCCUGCUCAUCCAGCUGCUCUGCCACCUGUGCGCGAUGAGCUCGUCGUGCUGCAACCCUUUCCUCUACGCCUGGCUGCACGACCGCUUCCGGGCCGAGCUGCGCAAGAUCUUCACGUGCCGCCGUCGCAUCGGCAUCUCGGCCAACAACUGUGCCACGGCCAGCGUGGUUUUGUAGACGCUCCGGAGACUCCUGUGAUGAAAACAAACACAGAUUCCCACUCUGCUGGACUGUGUUUCUCUGUAUAGUUGUGUUUCCACCGUUCAUCUGAGGACCUCACCGUGCACAUUCGUCAGUGUGAUGGGAUAAAAACCUUCAUGAUGCUGAUAGUUUUGCUUGACAGAGCCCAUUCUCUGAAGGACGUGGCAAACAAAGACCAAACAGAGGCAGAACAAAAGAAUCUGGAUGAGUUCUUCAAGCCCACAGCGUCAACUGUCACGUAGCUAAGACGCAAUCUCCAUGCAA